AUAAUUCUCUCUCUUCGACAGAUAGUAGUAACUCGAACCAUCGGUUACAAAAAAAUAAAAUCAAUACAGACUUAUUACAAUAAUAUAAUAUAUGUAUUGAUAAACUCUGUAUACUGCUGCACUUUGUAGUCAAUAACGUUACAUCAUCAAGUAUCGCAUCGAUUUCCCUUGGGUACUCGGUUGUAUCUGCUUCGUUACGUGUUGGUUAGGCUUCCCUCGUCGUGUUGUGUAUAUGUGUGUGUGCGCAAGUACUUUUGUUUUACAAGAUAAAAAUUAAAUCACUAAAUUGUUUUUUUGUUUUGGCGAAUUGUGUACACGAGCAUGACCGUUGCGUAGUAAAAUAGAUAUUUGACAAAAGAAAAUAAUAUUGGUUAGCUACUAUGCCGCUCUUCUACAGUGUUGUGGCCAGAGGAAUGGUCGUACUGGCGAAGCACGCAAACUAUCAAGGUAAUUUUGGAGAAAUACUGGAAGGCGUCCUUAUUCAAAUUGGUCCAGAAAACAAAAAGCAAAGUCUUUUGCAUGAUCGCUACUUAUACCAUUAUAUUUGUGAAGAUCAAAUCAUAUACAUGUGUAUAACAGACGAUGAAUUUCAACGAUCAAAAGCUUUUUUCUUUUUAAAUGAAAUAAAACGACGGUUUCAAGCCACUUAUGGUCGUCGAGCUUACACUGCUAUCGCUUAUUCCAUGAAUUCUGAAUUUGCACCAGUGCUUGCUUCUGAAAUGAAAAGAUUUUCUAGUCCCAGUGAAUAUGAUGCUCUGUCGAAAGUUCAUGGUGAACUUGAUGAAUUGAAAGAUAUUAUGGUUCGAAAUAUUGACAGUGUAGCUCUACGGGGAGAGAAACUGGAGCUUUUAGUCAAUAAAACCGAAAACUUAUGUUCGCAAUCAAUGAAUUUUCGAGUUCAGAGUCGAACGCUCCAACGUUCUUUAUUUUGGAAAAAUGUUAAAAUAUAUGUCCUAUUUGUCUUAAUUGGACUUGGUUUUCUCUACUUCAUUGCCGUUUUCUACUGUGGAUCGCUUACACUUAAUUGUAGUUAAUUAUUAAAUUUUAAUUGUCUGUUUGUCUUUGAACUGUUGGUAUCACCCAAAAAUAUCUAAAUAAUUUUUUACAAAUUAUGUAACCAUGUACUUCCUUAUAAAAACAAUACAUAAUAAGUAUAUUUAUAAAUACAUUUUAGUGUAAGAUAUAAUUUA
Adelges cooleyi (spruce gall adelgid) is the source of this 1190-nucleotide messenger RNA. It is a transcript of the gene Vamp7, whose product is annotated as vesicle-associated membrane protein 7. Gene Ontology annotation, biological process: vesicle fusion; exocytosis. NCBI's taxonomy places the organism in Eukaryota, Metazoa, Arthropoda, Insecta, Hemiptera, Adelgidae. The record is from RefSeq and is a predicted model, not a curated record. Gene Ontology annotation, molecular function: SNAP receptor activity; SNARE binding. The transcript is spliced from 6 exons. Bases 381 to 1034 code for a protein of 217 amino acids. Gene Ontology annotation, cellular component: membrane; SNARE complex.